Ilyonectria robusta is the source of this 3069-nucleotide messenger RNA. RefSeq lists its product as uncharacterized. The transcript has 2 exons. Bases 293 to 2797 code for a protein of 834 amino acids. NCBI's taxonomy places the organism in Eukaryota, Fungi, Ascomycota, Sordariomycetes, Hypocreales, Nectriaceae. The record is from RefSeq and is a predicted model, not a curated record.
CCUUCCUCCUCGGGCCUCUCCUCGCGGCUUCUUCCUGCCUUCUCCUUUCAUCUCUAUCUCCAAGGAAGAUCUUUAUACCCCAAUCCCCUGAAAGGAAUAAUACCAACCGUCUUGUGAUACCCCAACCCGCCUCCUACCCAUUUCCUUCCGCCUCUCCCAAUCGACCUUCCUUCACCUCUCAAUACCCCGGAUACCCUCGAUACCAAUCUCUGCCCUUUACGCAAGAGUCGUUUUACCUGCUCCCAGCUUUAUACCCUCUUCACGACUCGCUUAAUCACAUAUACCCGCCAUCAUGUCCGUCAACGUCAACAAACCCACCGACAAUGCCGUAAAGGAGGCCGACAUCAACCGCAAGCUCCAGCUCUAUGGAAUUGCCAUGGCAUUCCAGAAGGGCAAGGUCCCAUCAAACGACCAAAUCGACAUCGCCCUCAGCAGCUUCCUGGCCUCCAAGGCCCUCUCAAACCCCCCCGAGAAGCUCUCCGACGACGGCAAGACCCUUGUUCAGGAUACUCGGGACGUCAUCCAACAGGCCAAACACCUUCUCCUGUCAAAGAACGACGGCAACCUGAUCCAGGACUUCGUCUGGCAGACGACCCAAUUUGAUCCCAAGAGCGUCAAGGCCCCCGGUGCUCCUGUCACUAAGGAAGCCGCCAAGAAGGAUGGCGAGGAUGCCCUCCAGGGCUUGAGAACUCUCGGUACCCUGCUCAUUACCAACGGCCAGUUCCGAAAACUCCUCCAAGACUGCACCGUCCUCCUACGAGACAUUGCCGGCGAUGCUGCCACCAGCGUUGCCUCCAAGGUGCGCCCUACUGAGGAUCAGCUCGCCGAGAUGGACAAAGCCGCCCAGGACAACACAUGGCAUGAGAAGCCCAAAUUCUCCAAGGCGGACCUGAAGAAGCGGGCUCAGGGAGUCUAUGGCGGAGCCAAGAAGGAUGCAAAGGAUGUUGCUGCCGCUGGUGCUGAGGCUAACGACCAGGUCGAUACUAUGGCCGGAAGAGAUGCCGCUCUCAACACGGCCAAGCAGAAGCUUGAUGGCAAGAUCGACGAAAAGACCAAGCAGAAUAUCCUUCAGCGCAAUGAGGAGUAUCGCCGCCGCGCCGGCGAAUACUUUAACAAGAAGAUGCCCAAGGAGCGCAAGGACCAGACCAUCUUCCGUCUCAAGAAAAUGAUCCUCGAGUGCCAGCAGCAUGAGGACUACUCUCAGGCUAUCCACACCCUGCUGGAUCUUGCUGAGAGCUACGGCAAGCAUGGCCAGACCCUCGGUAAGGGAGGUGCCGGCUCUGCCAAGGAGGCGCGAUCUGGAUUUGCGGCGGCUGAGGCCGACCUGCGCACCCUCAUCGAGCGCUUCGCCAACGGCACUUCGACCUCUGACCUGUGGGAGUCGAUCAACCAGAUCUACAAGGACGCUGAGAAGGAUCAGGAGCUUCGCGACUGGUUCAAGGCUAUGAACACUUACAUCAGACGCUGUCUCCUUGAGCAGGGCUUCAUUCUCGACGACCUGUCCACCCAGCAGUGGAAUCAGCUCUACGAGCGAGGACGCUACCUGCUCCGCGAGAAGUAUCGCGCCCAAACCGACCGCAUCCUUGACGAGGUCAAGUUCGUCGCCGACCAGUUCGACAAGGACGCCCAGAACAAAGCCUUUGCUCAGUCUCUCGCAAAGUUGUUCAAGGACCUUGGCAACGAUGUCGACGGCAAGCCCGUGUUCAAGCCUCAUCUCAUCAAGGACUUGACCGAAGUCAUCCUGCCUUCCGUCUUGAGGAACAUUGCCUACAUCCCCAUCCCCCGCAUUGAGUUCUCGGAUCCCAAGUUCGAUGCCAUCAUUGAGAACUUGGUCCUCGAGAGCGAUAACUUCAUGCCUAAUGUUCUCGAGAUUGCUAGUGAGAACUACUUCCGCUGGGGACGCAAGAAGAUUGCCAACAAGCACCACCAAACCUUCGAGGUCAAGGUUGCCGGCAUCCAGAUGGACCUGCGCGAUGUCAGCUUCCACAUCAAGCGCAAGCAGGGCUUCCCUUCCAUCACCGACACUGGUGUCGUUGAUAUCCUCCUGCCAGGCGACGGUUUCUCCUUCAAGAUGAAGGUGUGCACAGCCCAUAAGAAGGAUCGCGAGAACUACUUCAAGGUUGAGAAGGUCGACGUGGACGUCAAGGGCCUCAACUUCAAGGUUAAGCAGUCCAGCCACAAGUUGCUCUUUGCCCUGGUCAAGCCCCUUGCCCUCAAGUUCAUGCGCAAGCCGUUGCAGAUGGCCGUGGAGAAGGCCAUCAAGGAGCAGUGCAACACCCUCGACGCCAAGUUCUUUAAGAUCAAGCAGGAGGUCGACCGCGCUACCGUCGAGGCCAAGAACGACCCCAAGAACGCCCCCAACAUCUACAAGCGUUACUACGAGGCUGCCCAGAAGGAGUUCAGCAAGAAGAAGGCCGAGGCUGGGGCGGCUGUCGCUGACAAGAAGGUCAACGUUGCCUUUGUCAAGGAGGACAGCAUCUUCCCCGCCAUCAACCUCCCUGGCGGCAUCAGCACCAAGGCCUCCGAGUACAAGGAGCUGGCCACCAAGGGCGAGAAGUGGGAGAGCCCUGUCUUCUCCAUCGGCUCGGCUAGCAAGAGUUCGGACAUUCCUCCUGCACCCAAGAUUCAGCGUAAGAGCCAUGCCGUAACCAACGGAGGUACUCACACUCCCGGCAAUGGCAUCGUCAACGGAAGCGGCGCCUUUAAUGGCAAGCCUGUGAAUGACUACAGCACAAUCCUCCCCACCAACGGCCGCAAGGUCAACGACGGACCUCUACUCCCUAGUCAGACUGUCUAGGGGAUUUGGUGACGACCUUUUGGGGAGGUAAUGGUAUGAAGAUGGUGGAGGACGAGACGAUUAAACGUAUACCCUUUGCGACACACGCAUGACUUUGCCUGUUACUAUGUACUUGGUUUGUUUUUGAUACCACGUUGGAAGUAAUGAUGAAUGGGUUAAAGGGCUUCGGGUUUGGUUAGGAAACCAAAGCCCGGUGUGAAAUUGUUAUCUUUCCUUUGUUCACGAUUAUAAAUGGAACGUUGAUAGGUUCAAAUUGAUGCUUGCACUAAAAA